AUGACUGGCGAACAGCGAGAUGCAUUUUACUCUUAUCUGCAUACGACUAUCGAAGUUAAUGAAGGCACUGAAAUCGAUAAGAUUAAUGCAAAGAAUUUUGUUGAUAUUACCGCUAGUUAUUAUGGUGUAGACCAGAUAUUUCAUGAUACUGGUUAUCAUUCAAUUAUUGACUAUAUAGUCAAAGAUUUUCGAGAUGGUGAUAUACGUUUUGAACAAAUCGUAAAUAAAAUAAGUUACGAUCAGGAUUUAGUUGAAGUGCAAACUGUAAAUGGACAUGUCUGUCGUGCCCAAUAUGUUCUCUUAAUAGUAUCUUUGGGUGUAUUAAAAGGUCGACAAAUUGUAUUCAAACCACUGUUACCACAAUGGAAAUCGAAUGCUAUCGGUCGAAUUGGAUACGGACUUAUGGAUAAAGUUGUUUUAGUAUGGGACAAAGCUUGGUGGACUUCAGUAAGUUAUUAUUUUAAGCGUGUUACGUCGAAACCAUCUCCUUUCAGUGCUUGGAUUAGCGUCAAUAAAUGGAACGACCGACCAGCUCUGGUCUGUGUGUUUAUUGGUGGUGAUGCCAAUCGAAUAAAAACCUUAACAAAUGAGCAAGCUGUUGAAGAAGUGCAAAAUGCGUUACAACAAAUGUUUCCAAAUCAAAGUAUUCCGAUGCCUAUCGAUAGCUUUGUACCACGCUGGAAAUCAGAUCUAUUUUCCAAUGGUUCAUAUUCGUACUUAUCUCAACACCAAACUUAUGAAGAUAUGAUAUAUAUUAGUAAACCAAUUGUUAAUAAACUACUCUUUGCAGGUGAAGCCACAUCCCAGGAAUUUUAUGAGUGUGUACAUGGUGCUUUGCUAAGUGCACGACGAGAAGUAACUCGAUUAUUGCACGUUUAUGAAUUGUCUGUAAAUCAAACUAAGCCCGCAUCUCGGUCAGCGGCGAUAAGUCCAUUCGAAAUCAUACUCAUUAUCAAUGUCAUCUUUUUAAAACUUUUGCCUUAUUUAAUGAACUGA
Rotaria sp. Silwood1 is the source of this 996-nucleotide messenger RNA. NCBI's taxonomy places the organism in Eukaryota, Metazoa, Rotifera, Eurotatoria, Philodinida, Philodinidae. The record is from the annotation of a GenBank genome assembly.